AUGAGUCUACGCGACAAGCUUUUGGCGGCCCUCGCCGACCUUCCAGGAACGCGUACGUUCCACGUCCAUGUCCUCACCUCCGCCCCAAGAAAGCACACAGGCCUCUUCCCAUACGCCCACCCCCGACCACGGACAUACCUCCAGCAUGUCUUCAUUCUGCUCUCCGAGCAAGGCACGGACGCCGAUGCCCCAUGCGUUCUGACGACAGCCAUCGAGGCCAUGGUCUACCACGUCCCGACCACGUCCUGUGGCAUCCUGUACGUCUCUAAGGUCGACUCCUCAGGUCACGCCACCUCCCCAUCCCCCACACCCAUCCUCGUCCAUGCAUUCCUUUCCUUCUAUGCGGAUCCCGUCACCCGCCCUCUUCCUGUCCAGCACCUCUGGAUCCAGCUCUUCGCGCGCGCGCAAAACCAGUACCUCUUCCCAAACUCGAGCGAGUACGAAGGCAAGCGCCCCUUGUCCGACGUACGACUCUGCGCAUGGUGGAAGCGGCUCUACGGGGAGGUCGCGACGGGCGUGGCGGACAGCCUGAAGGGCACUGGGGCCGUCCGGCUGUGGUACGUCCUGCCAGGCUACUCCGAGCACGAGGCGUUCUACACCCUCACGCGCGCGCCCGCGGGCGAGGGUGGCGCGGCGUCCGCGGUCCCGUGGGCGUACGGCCACCCGUACGCGCAGGACGAGAUCCCGCUGCCCUGCCCGCGCGGCGCGGACCCCGCGGCGCCGCACAACCUGGGCAACUACAUCCCGUGGUUCGACGACGACCCCAAGUCACGCUUCCUGGACGAGAUCGCGCAUACGAACCAGAACGAGGCGGUCCGGUCGCCGCAGAAGAAGCGUCCGCGGCCACCAAACUCGACCGCGUCUGCGAAGGCCGCAGACGAGAGCGAAGUGGAUGAGGCGGGAAAAGACAAGGAGGCGGAGAAGGGCACGGAGAAAGAAAGGGACAAAGAUGAUAAACCGCACAUCCAAGGCGAGCUCUCCCAAGUCGUGCCCGAUGAGUUCUGGGAGCGCAUGUCCUUCCGUCAAGAGUGCGUCGCUGGGGCGGUCACUGGUUUCUUCACCCUCGCCGUCUCCACCCCACCCCCGCCCGAUCAGGACAAGAAGUCUCUCCCAUCCCCACUCGCGCCGAAGCCAGGGCAAGUCGCGGUGAAGAUGGUCGAGCGCGUCAUCUCGGCCCUCAUGAAACAAAACGAGUUCUCGACGCGCGAGUACGCAGUGCGUGCCACGGAGACGAUCGAAGCUGCCAUCCGUGGCCUCUGUCAGGAUGGCCCCGUCCUCCCCGCCCCUGCCUCUGUCGCCGCCACCCCCGCCCCCCGCACUAACCCGCACACCCCGCAACAUUGGAGGUGCCGCGCACCCCUCCGCGCGCCGCUCGCACCUCCGCGCGAGGGCGCGAAGCGGGGCGGCGCUGCCCGAGAUCUCGCCAAACCCGUUCCCCGACCCGGUCGCCACCCGGAGACGUACGCGGACUUCAUCUACGGAUGUAUCGCAGUGCGGAACCCCCCUCUAGCGCCGAAGACCACCGCCUCGACUAGGACGAGCACGACAGGGCAGGCCGCGCCGGCGGCGAGCGCGGCGCCAGUCACGGUGCUGCAGGUGCGGAAGAAGCGCAAGACGGCCUCGUAA
Molecule: messenger RNA, 1626 nt
Organism: Epithele typhae
Lineage: Eukaryota; Fungi; Basidiomycota; Agaricomycetes; Polyporales; Epitheliaceae
Product: histone acetylation protein-domain-containing protein
Exons: 2
Coding region: 1-1626 (541 amino acids)
Biological process (GO): DNA damage response
Cellular component (GO): nucleus
Molecular function (GO): histone H3K56 acetyltransferase activity
Source: RefSeq, a predicted model, not a curated record